GGGCACAGACCGUGUGUGACCAUAGUGUGUGACACUCGGAGAUAAACAAACCCCUUCGUGUAUGACUCCGUGGACCUUUAACAACCAACGUAAACAGUCACAAUGUUGUCACAAAGCUACAUUUAAUGUUAACAAAAGUAACUCGGUUGGAAAAUAGUGACUCCGUUGAUGAAAACUUAAGAGUUGAGUCCGCUGGGAGUGACUUGGUGUGAUAAUUGCAUGCUGCAUGUCUGAUAACCAUCCAUCACCUCACUGCACUUCCUCCCAGUUCUGAUGCAUGGCCCCCUCAUUAGUAACGAGUACGUCUCACCGUUUCUCGCAUGUUGUGCUGUGAGAGUGGCAUCAUGAGGAAGAACUGGGAUAACCCUCUGGCACUGUCAUCCAAGAAAACAUGCCAGGGCCAGAAAGACUAUGGACGAGAGCUACAGAGGCUGCGUGCUGUUUGGGAAGCAGAGAAGAAGCACACGCAGCGGGCCCGUGGUGAAAUCUCUGUGGAGCUGAGGCACCUGCGUGAAGGAGCAGAGAGGGAACAGCAGAGGGCUGUGAAGGAACUGUUGCUCAGGCGAGGGUGCAAAACGGACUGUCGCGCUAACAACAAGGUGAACAUUAAAGACAGUAGACGUCACACUGAGGUCGAGUCCACAGAUAAAGAGGCGUUUUGUUUGUGUGGUGGAGAAACCUACACAAAGCUACAGCAGUUAUUGCUGACGCUGUAUGAGAAGAUAAAUGGUGAGCAAGCAGUCUAUAAGUUGCAUCACAGGCAGGAAUUUGAGGUAGAAAAGGCGGUCUUCCUCUGCCACCUGCUAGAUGCCCAUGGAAGACUGUUGCAGGGGAGGCAAAGAGCAGGACAGCUCAGCUCCAUUUCUAACAGUCUCUCAAGAUCUCAGGGAGGUGGUACUAACUCCUAUCAGACCAAGCCUCUCCUAACCUGCUCCAGAGCCUUGCCCCAUACUGCCUCCCACUCACAGAAGAAGAACACCAAACAAGAUCUGAGGGAGCUGCCUUCAGGGAGGGCCGUCUGUGCAGCUGACCCCUGCCCCUCCACUGCAGUCGUGGACACCUGUCAGAGCGGCUCGCUGACUAUUUGUCACCCUCACAGCGCUCCCCAUGCAGGCUUGGACCACCAGCCCCCCUACUGCGCUGAGUCCUCUGGGUCAGAUGAGUCAUCGCCCCCCAAAUGCAUGGACAGAAACAUGGAGCCAGAGCCUGCACCAGCACACACAGACAUGGAGAGCCAUGAGGAGGACCAAGCUCUCGGGCAACAACAGUCGGAGUUGACGAGGCCCGAAGAGCAGGACAAGCAAAAUGGGCUUGUGGACAAGGCAGUCCCAACCACAACUAAUAUCACAACUACAUCGUUGUUAGGGAAAAGGCACCACUCACUUUAUGCAAACCUCAAUGGUUUUGAAGUUGAAGGCGUACGCAAGGUGAUUGUGAAACUUAAGGCACAGUCUGAGCUUCUUUGA
This is a messenger RNA of Notothenia coriiceps (black rockcod), 1466 nucleotides long. RefSeq lists its product as uncharacterized. The transcript is spliced from 4 exons. Bases 321 to 1466 code for a protein of 381 amino acids. Lineage: Eukaryota; Metazoa; Chordata; Actinopteri; Perciformes; Nototheniidae. The record is from RefSeq and is a predicted model, not a curated record.